Molecule: messenger RNA, 1608 nt
Organism: Fibroporia radiculosa
Lineage: Eukaryota; Fungi; Basidiomycota; Agaricomycetes; Polyporales; Fibroporiaceae
Exons: 7
Coding region: 1-1608 (535 amino acids)
Molecular function (GO): oxidoreductase activity
Source: RefSeq, a predicted model, not a curated record
AUGCCGAGAUGCGCUGGGAGUAAUUUGUUGUUGCCUGCGGUGCGCUACCGUGCAGCGUCUGCCACCGAUGCAGAUGAGGCAGUUAUUAUCUUCCAGACCAGGGUGAAACUCCCGUCGGAGCUGGUCUCGUACGCAGAAGUGACCAAGGCAUCAGAGUCUAAAACGCCCACAGUGUCUUCGGGAGAACUCAGACACUAUUCGAAUUCGGGGGUUCCGAGCGGUAUAAAACAAAGACCGACAUUGUACUAUCUCUGUCACGUCUCCGCCCAACUUCCACCAGCCUUCCCCCCCUCCUCGCUGCAGACAGCCAUGACGACCACAAUUAACGGAAAGACGACUGCGACGAGCUGGGCAAUGUACAUGCGCUCGUUGUAUGCCGACCGCCAGCCGCCGACGCUGGGCACGGUCGCCGUUGACAAGCUCGAGGAGGCCGCCCGCGAGAAGCUGAAGGACCGGAUUGAGGCGUUCCUCUAUGUCUUUGGCAGCGCCGGGACAUGCUCGACGCACGACUACAACAGAAACGACUUUCACAAGUACAAAAUCAUCCCCCGCAUGCUGCGCGAUGCGACACAUCGCACCUUGGAGACAACCCUCUUCGGCGUGCAGUACCCGUCGCCGCUCUUGCUCGCGCCCAUCGGCGUACAGGGCAUCGUGCACCCGGACGGGGAGCUCGCCACAUCCGGCGCCGCUGCAAAGGUCGGCAUCCCCUACAUCAUGAGCACCGCCUCGACGCGCUCCAUCGAGGCCGUCGCGCAGGCGAGCGGUUCCGGUCCCCGCUGGUACCAGCUUUACUGGCCCAAGUCGAACGAGCUGACGCUCUCCGUCCUCUCGCGCGUCAAGAAGGCCGGCUUCUCCGCGCUCGUCAUCACGCUCGACACGAUGCUCCUCGGCUGGCGGCCGCAUGACAUUGACACAGCGUACCUGCCCUUCUUGCACGGCGUCGGCACGCAGGUCGGGUUCACGGACCCCGUGUUCAUGGCGCAGUUCGGCAAGGACGCGUACCCCGUCGACCACGCUCCCCAGUGGCCGUACGAUCCCGCCCACUUGGACGAGCGCAUCCGCCAGGGAGACGAGACCGCGAAGGAGCACGCAUUCCUUGGUGAACGCUGGAUCGGCGAGGUCGCCUCGGGCGUCUUCCGGCCGUGGGAGGACCUCGCGUUCCUGAAGCAGAACUGGGACGGCCCGAUCAUCCUCAAGGGCAUCAUGUGCCCUGAGGAUGCAGAACUUGCGAUAGACCACGGUGUUGACGGGAUUGUCGUCUCGAACCACGGUGGGCGGCAGGUCGACGGGUCCAUCUCCACCCUCUACGCACUGGACAAGAUCAUGCAGAGCCCCAAGGUCAGAGAAGCACAAGCCAGCGGCAGAUUCACCAUUCUCUUCGAUUCGGGCAUCCGCACCGGCAGCGACGUCAUCAAGGCUAUCGCGCUCGGUGCACAGGCUGUCCUGUACGGCCGGCCGUUCAUGUACGCGCUCGCCCUCGGCGGUCAGGAUGGUGUGGAGAGCCAGAUCAGAGCGAUACUCGCAGAUGUUCACGUCACGCUUGGCCUGUCCGGUUUCAAGAAUCUAGACGAGAUACGGGGGAAGGCGGGUGUCUUGGCGAGGGACUGA